UUGUUCCGGUAUCAGGGCAGGAUCGUGCGCAUAGACUGCAAUCGGGCGCAGCUCCUCGCCUCUCUCCCCCUGUCGCCCGUGACACGCACCUCCUAACGAGAAAACCCCAGUAUACCAAUAAUGGAUUUUACAACCUGAUGAUCCCUUUUUGAGUCGGCGGGUCUUGGGAAUAACAGCAGUCGGUGUAACGACAGGACGAGCUGGUAAAUCGCCACACUGCAGUGCAGCACUGUUGAACGACCUUAUUCCAAUCACGCAACACAAGGAAGAGCGCCGGUGAUUUCCGUGGAUUUAGAGUUUUGUGGGCUGCUCUGUGGCAGUCAGCACCGCCGCGGCCGCAGGAGGAGCAGCUAACUAGCUAACUUUACUUCGAAAGAAACACUCAAUUCGCUACAUGGGCUAAUUUUGGCCAGCCUGUAAGCUAGCGCAACAGAUUAAUUCGUGUUUUUCACCUGCCAUGUGACCAGUUUACAUGGUGCUGCUUUUAUUUUUUGGAUACCUUUACCCUGGAUAUCUCGCUGGGAACAUUUUGAAUAGUUUUGUGGGAGUUAGGAAGGUCGAGCCCUCGCCGGGAAUAACUUUGGCCUGAAAGUUUGCAGAACCCGGAGCUGGCUUCAAACCUGAAAGGAAACAUCCCUGCCACAAAAAAAGAAAAAAAGAAGCGUCGACACUGUGUUAUGAAACCGACUCUGGAUAAACGUUUGUUGUAGAUUUGGGCGACAGUUGACGCUUCCUCGGACGUUAGUUAGCAACCUUACAGGUUAGCAUGCUAGCCACCUAAUUGAACCUUGUCUCGUUCAAUACAACCAACUUUUCUUCGUGCUAGCACAAGUAGCUAGCCGGCCAAAACGUCAUUAGGUUGGUAGCUCCCUGGUCACAAUUGACACUGCUAACUGGAAACUGAAUGUAUUCACAACAAGACCGAAGCUGAAGAAGACAUUUAGCUUUUUCCUGUUUUGUGCUUGUUGACAAACAUGGGACGUGCGGUUGCUGCUAGUUGGGUUCAGCUAGCUGGCUAACUCGGCUAGCCACUGAUGUGGGUUUCAACUUGUUGAUUCACGGGCUAUCUGUCGUGCUGCUAGCUGGCUAGCGCUGGACUUCUGCUGGAAAUUGUCCUCUGCCCUCAGCUAGACAGAUUUUAAAUGUACAAUAGACACUGAAGAAUCGUUUUUGUUUCAUUGUUUCCUUCCCCCUUUUUGGCAACUUCAAGUCUUCAAAAAAUGUCAACAAGGACCCCACUGGUGCAAGUCAUUGAAAAUACAGCUGGGCAGGAGACCAAGUCCUCCAGCCGCUCCAGCAUGCCGCGAUGUCGGAACUCCGUCGCCACGACCACAACAGACGACCAGCCGCACAUCGGAAACUAUCGGUUGCUAAAAACCAUCGGCAAAGGCAACUUCGCCAAGGUCAAACUGGCCCGACACGUCCUCACCGGAAAAGAGGUGGCUGUAAAGAUCAUUGAUAAGACACAGCUCAACUCCUCCAGUUUGCAGAAGCUCUUCCGGGAGGUGAGGAUCAUGAAGAUGUUGAAUCACCCCAACAUAGUCAAGCUGUUUGAGGUGAUAGAGACAGAGAAGACUUUGUACCUGGUAAUGGAGUACGCCAGUGGAGGAGAGGUCUUUGAUUACUUGGUGGCCCAUGGCAGGAUGAAGGAGAAAGAAGCCCGUGCCAAAUUCAGACAGAUUGUGUCAGCGGUGCAGUAUUGCCAUCAGAAGUGUAUAGUACACAGAGACCUCAAGGCAGAGAACCUGCUCCUGGACGCAGACAUGAACAUCAAGAUAGCGGACUUUGGCUUCAGUAAUGAGUUCACUCUGGGGAACAAGCUGGACACGUUCUGUGGCUCCCCGCCCUACGCCGCCCCGGAGCUCUUCCAGGGGAAGAAGUACGACGGGCCCGAGGUGGACGUGUGGAGUCUGGGGGUGAUCCUGUACACGCUGGUCAGCGGCUCGCUGCCCUUCGAUGGACAGAACCUCAAGGAACUGAGGGAGCGAGUGCUGCGUGGUAAAUACAGGAUUCCCUUCUACAUGUCCACCGACUGUGAGAACCUGCUCAAAAAGUUUCUCAUUCUGAACCCCUCUAAAAGAGGCAGCCUCGAGCAAAUAAUGAGGGACCGGUGGAUGAAUGUGGGUCAUGAGGACGAAGAACUCAAACCCUAUAUCGAACCCAUGCCAGAUUAUAAGGACCCCAGGCGGACAGGUAGGAACGGAAACAAACUCAAAAAUGACAUCAUGCUGACGAUGGGAUUUUCUGCGGAAGAGAUCCAAGACUCGCUGGUGAACCAGAAGUACAAUGAUGUGAUGGCCGCAUACUUGCUACUGGACUUUAGGAACAAUGAGCUGGAAGAAAGUGGCAUCAAACCCCGGCCAGGAAGUGAUGUACAGCGCAGUGUGUCGUCCAACCAGAAGCCUCAAAACCGCAGAACCAACGACCAGGGCUCUUCCUACUCUAAGAGGGGGGGUCAAACAGACAACCGGACUGCAGGAGAGGAUGCUGGGAGGAAAGGUUCAUCAGGCAGCUCCACCACCAAGGUGCCGGCCAGCCCUCUGGUCCCCACUGACCGCAAGAAGAGUGCCACGCCCUCCACCAAUAGCAUCCUGUCCACCGGUACCGGUCGUAGUCGGAACUCUCCUCUGACUGAGAGAUCCACGCUGGGCCAGGGCAUCCAGAACGGCAAGGACAGCCUAAACACUCCGGGCUCCCGCGCCUCCACUGCCUCGGCUGCUGCCGUCCUCUCCUCCUCCUCCUCCUCCUCGCGUCCCCGUCAUCAAAAGUCGCUCUCCUCCUCCAAUCAUCCAUGCCCCUCUGACCUGCACGCACCACGGCCCAGUGCCACGACUCAGCGGCCUCCCGGCGCCUCCCCCUCUGCCCACAACAUCAGCAGCGCUGCCGUGUCAGACCGUACCAACUUCUCCCGAGGGGUGGGCAUCCGCAGCACAUUCCACGCAGGCCAGCAGCGGGGGGCCCGGGACCAGCAGGGCUCCGCCUAUCCCGGGGGCCCGGCGUCCCCGUCACUGUCACAUGGCAACAGCCAGGCCCGGAGGACACACGGAGCCACGGGGAUCUUCAGCAAGUUCACAUCCAAGUUCGUACGCAGAAAUCUCUCGUUCAGGUUUCCAAGAAGGAGUCCGUAUGAGGGAGAGGGUCGGGAUGAGGGGAGCAGGUCUAUGCUGAGCAGCACAGUGGACAAGUCGGAGAAGACGUCCGGCGGGGUCCUCUCCUCUUCCAACAACGAUGAGAACAACUCCUCCCCAGGGUCUGGUAACACCGGUGGGACCGGCACCCCCCCGGCCAUCGGCCUCCAGAAGGAGUCGGUGAAGCCUCGCUCGCUGCGCUUCACCUGGUCCAUGAAGACCACGUCGUCCAUGGAGCCGGCGGAGAUGAUGCGUGAGAUCCGCAAGGUGCUGGACUCCAACAGCUGCGAGUACGAGCUGCGCGAGCGCUACAUGCUGCUGUGCGUGUCGGGAAACCCCGCGCGAGACGACUUCGUCCAAUGGGAGAUGGAGGUGUGCAAGCUGCCGCGGCUCUCCCUCAACGGCGUGCGCUUCAAACGCAUCUCCGGCACCUCCAUCGCCUUCAAGAACAUUGCCUCAAAGAUUGCCAACGAGCUCAAACUGUGAGUGCGGAGGAGAGAGGUUCAGAGGUGGGAGGGUGAAGGGGGGAGGUAGGGAGGAGGAUGCUGUAAGUGGAGGUCAGGAGGUAAGCUACAGGGUGGGAUCACUUUAAAAAGAAAGCCGAUUGUUAUGUGGACAAAGGUCUGAAGUAGGGCUAUCGGUUCCUCUUGAGACUAGAAAAGCUUUCUCUUCUAGAAGUUCCUUAAGUUCACGAGGCCAUUAGAAACUCUGAGUCCGUGUCCUCUGAGUCGUGAAGUACUUAUAGACCGAGGGUCUUCUCUCCCCCGCUGGGCUUUUCUUUCGUCACGUUCUACUUAGACGUUCCACUCUUCUGCAUGUCCGCUCUGCUCUCUCUGUUUAUUUAGUCGUCUCACUUUGAUCACUUUGACCACU
This is a messenger RNA of Trematomus bernacchii (emerald rockcod), 4001 nucleotides long. It is a transcript of the gene mark2b, whose product is annotated as MAP/microtubule affinity-regulating kinase 2b. The record is from RefSeq and is a predicted model, not a curated record. NCBI's taxonomy places the organism in Eukaryota, Metazoa, Chordata, Actinopteri, Perciformes, Nototheniidae. The transcript is spliced from 21 exons. Gene Ontology annotation, cellular component: cytoplasm. Gene Ontology annotation, molecular function: protein serine/threonine kinase activity; tau-protein kinase activity; ATP binding. The coding region runs from base 1221 to 3614 and encodes 797 amino acids. Gene Ontology annotation, biological process: protein phosphorylation; microtubule cytoskeleton organization; intracellular signal transduction.